Molecule: messenger RNA, 1254 nt
Organism: Lobosporangium transversale
Lineage: Eukaryota; Fungi; Mortierellomycota; Mortierellomycetes; Mortierellales; Mortierellaceae
Product: chaperonin 10-like protein
Exons: 2
Coding region: 55-1146 (363 amino acids)
Molecular function (GO): oxidoreductase activity, acting on the CH-OH group of donors, NAD or NADP as acceptor
Source: RefSeq, a predicted model, not a curated record
ACUCCCUUUGUUUCUAUUCACCAGAUACUCACCUAAUUCCAUACCAUUUCAACCAUGCCAUCCAACAUUAACUCAUUUGAAGAUACUUCUGCCACUUUUACUGGCUGGGCUUCGACUGGCACUGCCAACUUGAAACCAUUUUCAUACCACCCUCGACCUCUCGGCCCUAAGGAUGUCGAAAUUGAGAUCACUCACUGUGGCAUUUGCGGCUCUGAUAUCCAUACCAUCACAGAAGGCUGGGGAAAGUUAAAGAAUGGACCUUGUAUUCCAGGACAUGAGAUCGUCGGCAAGAUCGUUGCGACUGGUAGUGACAAUAGCCCUCACAAGAUUGGUGAUUUAGUCGGUGUCGGCGCCAUGGUCGAUUCUUGUCGCAGCUGUGAAGAAUGUAAGACUGGCUUUGAUCAGUUCUGUGAGGCAAAGGCCUUCACCUAUAAUGAUACUUUCAAGGACGGGCGUGGUGGUUACACCUAUGGAGGGUAUGCUGACCGAGUCCGUGUCAACGGCGAAUUUGUGUUCAAGAUCCCCUCUCAGAUCUCACCUGCUGAAGCUGCACCUCUCUUGUGCGCCGGUAUCACUACCUAUACCCCUCUUAAACAGUACGGUGCUGGUCCUGGCAAGAAAGUCGGUGUCAUCGGAAUCGGAGGACUCGGUCACUUGGGUAUCCAGUGGGCCAGAGCUAUGAACUGUGAUGAGGUCGUUGCAAUUUCUACCAGUGAUAGCAAACGUGAUGAGGCCAAGCAACUCGGAGCUACAAAGUUCAUCAACUCCAAGAAACCCGAAGAGAUGAAGGCAGCUGCUAAAUCCUUGGAUAUAAUCAUCUGUACUAGCUUUGCACUGGAUUCAGACUGGGCCCAGCUUCUCUCUUUGGUUGCUAACCAUGGCAAGUUUGUUCUCUUGGCCUUGCCUGAGAAACCUAUCAAGGUGCCCGGAAACUCGUUGAUUUCACGAGGUGUAUCUAUGGUGGGUUCUUUGAUUGGAGGCAAAGAGAUGGUCGCUGAAAUGUUGCAGUUUGCAGCUGAGAAGAACGUUCGACCAUGGAUCGAGAAGAUGCCUAUGAAUGAUGCCAACGCCGCUGUAAAGCAUAUGAUGGAAGGGCGUCCUCGCUACAGAAUCGUCAUGGAGACUGAGACCGCUUCUCAUGCCUAAAAAACUCCUUCCUACUUUCUUUCCCAUUUGAAAAAGUAUCGUACCGGUCCACUAGUUCUUAAUUAAUAAUUCAUACAAGCGCUGUUGUAAAUAAAAACAUAUGUAAAU